UGAACUAAUUUGGGCAUCUCCAGUUUCUCUCUCACCAUAUAAAUAGCAGAGAACACGGAUCCGAACUCUAAGACGCAUCGAGUUCAGGAUUAAUGGAGCUCGUUUUUUUCGUUGCUUCACUGCUCCUCAGUACAGUUUCGGGUGGCACUACCGGCAACCCUGCUGAUGAGCUAGUUGCAGCACUCAAUGCAAACCGCACAGCCCUCAAGCUCGCCUCUCUCCAUGACAACCCAGGCCUCGGGUGCAUGGCCCUCCAAUACAUCAAGGCCUACCAGGGCCGGUGCGAUGAGGCCAAUGAUAAGAAGCCAGCUGAUGCCGAUUUCGCCCAAACUUUCGCCCCAAAUUGCGGGGUUGAGCCAUCAUCCCUUGCCCAAGUUACUGGUCGCCUCCUCGGUUGCCAGUCAAGUUACGUCCAUGCCACUGAGGCCUUCUCAAAUCUCCUAAUCCAUAACAACAAGAGCUUGGCUAUACUAUACAAUAAGAAUCACACUGAGGUGGGAGCUGGGGUCAGUGGAACUGAUGGUGGGGCGCCUUAUUUUUGGUGUGUUUUGUUUAGCAAUGGGGCUUCCAGCAGUAGCUUUGUGCUACCUGGUGGAGUUGCUUCGAAGCAGCGGCCUGGGUGUUACAGUGGCACCAACGAGACAUGUAGUGGGGCGAUGGGUGGAAGAUUGGGUGGUGGGGUUGGCAUUCUUGGCCUUCUCCUAAUGGUGGGCUUCGGCUUUGCCUUGUGAGCGUGGUGUUUCCUCUCUCCCUUUCUGAAGUUUGUAGCUUCUUCUGUCUCUCAUCAUGUGUCUUUCACUCUCUCUCUCUGAAGUCAAAACUUUUGCCUUUGUUUCUCAUCUUGGCAUUCUGUCUCUCUCUCUUUGAGUUAGAAGCUUCUACUUUUGUCUC
Amborella trichopoda is the source of this 891-nucleotide messenger RNA. RefSeq lists its product as uncharacterized. The record is from RefSeq and is a predicted model, not a curated record. NCBI's taxonomy places the organism in Eukaryota, Viridiplantae, Streptophyta, Magnoliopsida, Amborellales, Amborellaceae.